Rhododendron vialii is the source of this 4427-nucleotide messenger RNA. Its product is annotated as putative acyl-activating enzyme 19. Bases 928 to 3657 code for a protein of 909 amino acids. NCBI's taxonomy places the organism in Eukaryota, Viridiplantae, Streptophyta, Magnoliopsida, Ericales, Ericaceae. Gene Ontology annotation, biological process: amino acid activation for nonribosomal peptide biosynthetic process. Gene Ontology annotation, molecular function: protein binding. The record is from RefSeq and is a predicted model, not a curated record. The transcript is spliced from 7 exons.
UCCGGUUUACGACGGCGACCGGUGUUUCACUUUCUCCGAAAUUCUCUCCGCGGUCGACUCCCUCAGUUAUCGUCUCCGCCGCAUCCUCGAUGAUCCCUCCUCUAUUGUCAGAGCUUCCACUGCAGAAGAAAUUUUUUUGAUCAAAUUCGAUAAGGGUACAUCGAGAAGUGGGAGGGGCAUCAAACCAAAUGUUGAAUGGGAGAGAAGAAAAGAAAAAAUAAGUAAAACCACCCAAAAAUAACCUAAGCAUUCAUGUCUCCAUCUCCCAAAAACCUGAACAAGCCAAAUGCCCACCCACCUGAAACAACCAACUCCUAACCACCUCAACCCCUCAGUGGACCCAACACCUGAUGACCUCAACGGACUCACCCAACUCCAACAAAACACCUUUGGCGGUGACCAAAAAACCACCUUUGUCCUCGACGACCUCACCAGACUAGCUUCUAACUCCCGUGGCGGUGAAGAAAACCACAUUUGUCAUCUAACAACUGCACUGGACUCGCCCUGACGCCAACAGUUAACCUCUGGUGGUGGCCAAAGAACCACCGUUGUCUUCCGACAACCUCACCAGACCCACCCCACCAUGGCCACCACCGACAUUCAACCUCCGGAGGUGGCCAAAAGACCACCUUUGUCAACCGACAACCUCACAGGACUCAUCCUUCCACCAACAAGGUUCCUCCAGCGGAGGCCAAAAUGGCAACCUUCUUCUUCCGAUGACCUCUCCGGGCUUCCCUUCAAUCCACAAACUUCCUCCGAUGGUGGCCAAAGAGCCACCUUCAUCUUCCGACAACCUCACCGGAAUCGCCCCUCCACCAAUGGGAUCCAAGCUUACUUGAAAUAGAAAAGAGAGGGAGCGUAACGGCUCUAUUUGAACGUUUUUUUGUGGAAUGAUCUUAUUUUGGUCUCCUGAACCGAUUUUUAUGGAUGCAAGAAUUCUAUCCCCUUGGUGGUGACGAAUUAUUACUGUUCAAAACGUCAAUAAGCUUCAUUGAUCAUCUGCAAGAAUUCCUUGGAGCUCUCCUUACUACUUGUACGUUGGUCAUUCCUCCUUUCAACGAGCUCAAAGAAAAUAGUUUUUAUGUGCACGACUUUCUCCAGGCUUACACUAUAAAUAGACUUAUUUCUGUCCCAUCACUCAUGAGGAUGAUUCUUCCUGCUUUGGAUAGCCCCUAUAAUAUCAGAGUUCAAAGUUCCUUGAAAACUUUAGUGCUGAGUGGAGAAGUUUUCCCUAUUUCCUUAUGGGAAAUGCUUUACAAGUUGUUACCAAAGACUACAAUCUUGAAUUUAUAUGGGUCUACAGAGGUGUCCGGUGAUUGUUCCUAUUUUGAUUGCAAGAGGCUGCUAUCGAUUUUGGAGAAUGAAGCACUGGACAGUGUUCCUAUUGGCAUGCCUAUGUCAAAUUGUGAUUUAGUUCUUCUAGGUGAAGAUUCUCCCAUGCAAGGAGAAAUAUAUGUAGGUGGACUCUGCAUUGCUAAAGGAUACUACUGUGAUUUUUCCGCUUCAUCCCAGGAAUUUGUGAAGUUGCCUAUAUGCUCUUCUUCUGGUUGUUUUGUCAGUGACUUGAAAUGUCAUCACUAUUUUAAAACUGGCGACUUUGCUAGAUUACUACACAGUGGUGACUUGGUUUUUAUGGGGAGAAAAGACCGCACUCUAAAAGUUAAUGGGCAGCGGAUUGCAUUAGAGGAAGUUGAAAGUACAUUACUGGGAUACCCUGGUGUAGUUGAUGCUGCUGUGGUUUCUCGUAGAGGUCAAGUAGAAGUGGCACUUCUGGAGGCUCAUUUAGUAAUGAGACAAAAGGAUGUAGGUAGUGAAAUUUUGAGAGCUUCUAUUAGGAGUUGGAUGCUUGACAAACUUCCCUUAGCAAUGAUUCCUAGGUAUUUCUUUUUUUUGGAGUCGUUUCCAGCGACUUCCUCCGGGAAAGUAGAUUAUGCCCAGUUGGCCUGUAUGACAUCUUCCAUAAAGCUUGAUCCCAGCGAGUUUGAUAAUAUCCAGAGUACUGAACUCUUACAAGUUAUCAAGAAGGCCUUUUGUGAUGCUUUGAUGGUUGAAAUGGUGUCCGAUGAUGAUGACUUCUUUAAAAUGGGCGGAAAUUCUAUCUUAGCAGCACAUGUUUCUCAUAGUUUAGAAAUGGAUAUGAGGUUGCUUUAUAUCUUUCCUAGUCCAAUGAAGCUUCAAAUGGCGCUUAUGGGAAAGGAAGGUUUGCGCGCUAUUAAUGGAAGAGCUAAUGCUAAUUUGGCUCAUGAAGAGAGUCUUUUGUCAAAUUUGAAGUCACCUAGUCUUCAUAGCUUUAGGCCACGUGGAAGGAUUCUGAGACUCUGCGACAAGAGUGACGAUUUUUCUGGAAAGCGGCAGAAGGUGGAUUCAGAUUACUAUAGAAGCUCUAUGAGGAUUAGUCUUGGAGAUGGUUAUCCAUGGGACUGCAACCCAUUCCAGGUUCCAUGUUCAUUUAGCCGUUGCAACAAAUUAAUUUAUGAAGGAUCACAUGAGGGGAAAGAUUUAUGUCAAAAAUUCAUUGAAGUGGAAAUUCCAAGAAACAAAAGAGUUGAUAUGAAAGAAGUAUGGAAAGUACACAUGGAAUCUUGCAUUGAUGCAUCACCACUUGUUGUGUUCAAAGAUCAGGAUGUUUUUGUUUUCAUUGGCUCUCACUCCUUCAAAUUUCUUUGUAUCAAUGCCAAAAGUGGUUUUGUCCAAUGGGAGACUAAACUAGAAGGACGGAUAGAAUGUUCGGCUGCAAUCAUUGGUGAUUUUUCUCAGGUUGUCGUUGGAUGUUACCAAGGGAUCAUCUACUUUAUUGAUCUUCAUAGUGGCAGCAUCUGUUGGCAUUUCCAAACAUGUGGUGAGGUAAAGUGUCAGCCCGUGGUUGAUGAGUGCAGGAACUUGGUCUGGUGUGGAUCGCAUGACUGUAAUCUUUAUGCUCUGGAUUAUAGAAGUUACUGCUGUGUUUAUAAGCUUUCGUGUGGUGGCAGCAUCUAUGGUUCACCUGUAAUUGAUAAGGUUCGCAAUACACUUUACGUGGCAUCCACUAGUGGCCGUGUUACAGCAGUAUCCAUAAAGGCUAUGCCAUUCAGUGAACUGUGGCUGCGUGAGUUGGAAGCACCAGUUUUUGGGUCCCUCUCCGUCUAUUCCAAGACCGGAAAUGUCCUCUGUUGCUUGGUGGAUGGGCACGUUAUUGCACUGGAUGCAAGUGGGUCCACUAUUUGGAAGGUAAAAACUGGUGGGCCAAUAUUUGCUGGACCCUGCACAUCUUAUGCACUACCCUCUCAAGCACUGAUAUGUUCGAGAGAUGGAAGGAUUUAUUCAUUUGAAUUGGAAAAGGGUGGUCUACUCUGGGAACACAAUCUUGGAGACCCAAUUACUUCGUCUGCUUACGUUGAUGAAAACUUGCAGUUGGUAUCCAACUUCUUGCACCUUUCAGAUAGGUUAAUCUGUGUGUGUACGAGUAGUGGGAGUGUCUAUGUGCUCCGUAUCCCCUCAGAUUCUGAUGGAGCGCUAAGCCGACUGAGUGAAGACGUGGUGAAAGAAUUUGGUAGGUUGGAUCUCCAAGGCAACAUUUUUUCUUCUCCUGUGAUGAUUGGAGGCCGGAUUUUCAUCGGUUGUAGGGAUGACUAUAUGUAUUGCCUUCAGUUGAAAUCUGAAGAAGUCAAUGGCCUGUGAUAUUUUAUCUUGGUACUUUGAUUCCAUGAAGUUGGAUUGCGAAUGGCAGGAAAUGCGCCUGUAGUUCACCUAAAUUGAUGGGGCUGCUCAUGCUGCUUAUUUGAUGUAGAAUGGCCAGAGUGGUUCUUGGCUACAGACUGCAUGGUAAAAAUAUUGCCACCGGCCCUUCUCUUGAAAUAUUUCAAAUCAGUUAUUGGGAGGCUAAAGUUAUCGAAGUUACAUGUUUGACAUUACCCAUUCUGUUACCAAGCUCUCUUAUGGAUAGUGUGAUUUCCUGCCCAUACAGAUAUUAUUCGGAGGAAAGUGGAUGAAAUAUAAGGACUGCGAAUUCCAGCACCCAACACCGCUUUAACUUUUGACUUGAGAUAUUCCAAGCAUGUUAUAGAAGUUGCAACAACCCUGUAUAUCGUCAAGCCUAUUUUGCUUAUUGUGGCUUGGCGUCAAAUCAUGUCAGGAUCCCUUUUCAGUGAAAACUGCAUUCCUUGUAAGACACCUUCUCACCUUCUCUGUCUGUUAUAGUACCAAUGGUAAGCGAGGUAUGUAUGUAUUGGCCUGGGUGGCGAUGGCAGACCACCCCUUUUCUACCCCUGCAUACCAGAUAUUUAUGAAAUAUGUAAAGGUUUAUGUAUGUGUAUGAAUACUAUAGUGGUCUACUCGAUGGUAAAUUUGUGAAACGAGGAGAAGAAACAUUUUGUUUUUCUUUGUUUUAGAGAUAAGUUACUAAAAAGUUGAGCAUGAUUCAACAUAGAUAAUUGUCGACUCAUUAAUGA